Molecule: messenger RNA, 972 nt
Organism: Prunus mume (Japanese apricot)
Lineage: Eukaryota; Viridiplantae; Streptophyta; Magnoliopsida; Rosales; Rosaceae
Source: RefSeq, a predicted model, not a curated record
GCUCUCUGGGUUUAUGGUAAAUUCCACUCUCAGGCGUAGAACCCACCUAGUUCAAUCCUUCUCUGUCUGCUUCCUCUACUGGUUCUAUGUGUUUUCAUGAACACCAUCUCUUCAUAAAAUAGCUCUGCAUCACAACUUAUAAGUAAUUAUAUUGCUUAUUUGAGGUUUUUUCAUUUUGUUUUCAAAAUUAGCAUCUGGGUUGUUCAAAUAAUCAUUCUAGUUUUAUUAGGUAAAAGAAAAGAUUGGUUUUUGAUUCUGCUAAGCAUAUUUUCCACAUGGGUUCUUCUAGUGGGGUUUCUUCAGGGUCAAGCAUGCUUCAGAACUCAGGCUCUGAUGAAGAUCUUCAUCAGGUCAUGGACCAAAGAAAGCGCAAAAGAAUGCUAUCCAAUCGGGAAUCGGCACGUAGAUCUAGGAUGCGCAAACAGGAACAUCUGACCGAUCUGACGGCGCAAAUUGGUCUUCUGAAGAAGGAGAACCACCAAAUCAUCACAAGCAUGAAUGUGACCAACCAACUCUACAUGAACCUUGAGGCAGAGAACUCUGUUCUCAGAGCUCAGAUGGAUGAGCUCAGCAACAGACUGCAGUCUCUCAAUGAUAUCAUAGACUGCAUUAACUCAAGCAAAUGGCUUUUAGAGGCUGAAGAAGAAGACACUCAGAUUAUUGGUGGUGAUGGAUUUCUUAAUCCAUGGAGCACUCUCUGUUUGAACCAACCAAUUAUGGCUUCUGCUGACAUGUUUAUGUGUUAAUAAUCUUAAUUUGUUCAAAUCAUGGGUUAAGUGAGCUUUUCUGGUGGUGUUUUUGAGAAAUUAGUGGGUUCAAGAUGUAAGUUAGAAGCCCAUGUCAUGUGUAAAUUUGUUAUUAUAAUGAUGGAUGGGUCAUGGGUUUCAACUGUUCAACAUGUAGGCAUUGUGUAAGCAAUCAAUCUUUCUGGUUGCCAAUUACUUGAUUUAAUAAAAUACUAUUUUGUUUGAA